CUAUUCUUCUCCGACGACUAUUAGUAGAAAAUUUGACUGAUAUCGAUCCUACGCACCAACCCUGUUUGCAUUCUUUUGAUCUUCCACAGCUUCUCAUUUCAUCCGUUUUCACGCUUCAAUUUCUUCGUUUUUUCACAGAGAAGGUUGAAAAUCCGUCUGGGAAAAUGGCCUCUCACUUCCUUGUUGCUGCAUCGUCGACUUCUCCAGCCAUCAAUGGCAGAGUUGGGGAGGAACUGCCUGGACGCCUUUCACUAAAGAGAAAUCCAAGAAAUUUGAGGUUCUCAAAUGGUUAUAGAACAAGAGCAGCAUCGAAUCGUAAUUUAAAGCCAGUCGAGGUCCCGCGUCGAUGGUACAAUCUGGUUGCAGAUCUUCCUGUAAAACCUCCUCCUCCGUUGCAUCCCAAGACUUUCCAACCAAUCAAACCCCAAGAUUUAUCACCUCUCUUUCCUGAUGCAUUGAUUGAGCAAGAGGCCAGUACUGAUCGGUACAUAAACAUCCCCGACGAAGUUGUUGAUAUCUACGGGCUUUGGCGCCCGACUCCUCUUAUCAGAGCCAAGAGGUUAGAGAAGCUUCUUGACACGCCAGCCCGAAUUUACUACAAGUAUGAAGGAGUCAGCCCUGCCGGAUCACAUAAAGCGAACUCUGCUGUUCCACAGGUUUGGUAUAAUGUACAGGAAGGUGUCAAGAAUGUUGUUACAGAAACUGGGGCUGGUCAAUGGGGAAGCGCUUUGGCCUUUGCUUGUAGCAUAUUCGGUCUCGGUUGUGAGGUGUGGCAAGUGCGUGCUUCUUAUGAUCAAAAACCGUAUCGACGACUGAUGAUGCAAACUUGGGGGGUGAAAGUCCACCCAUCUCCUUCAGAUCUUACAGAUGCAGGUAGAAAAUUGCUUCAAGUCGACCCCUCGAGCCCGGGAAGUUUAGGAAUUGCCAUUUCAGAAGCUGUGGAGGUUGCAGCUCUGAAUGCUGAUACCAAGUACUGUUUGGGAAGUGUCCUCAACCAUGUUUUGCUUCACCAAACCGUCAUUGGUGAAGAGUGUCUAAAACAAAUGGAAGCUUUAGGCGAGAGCCCGGAUGUCAUCAUAGGAUGCACCGGUGGUGGAUCAAAUUUUGCUGGUCUUAGCUUCCCGUUCCUCCGCGAGAAACUUGCUGGGAAAAUAAACCCCAUUCUUAGAGCAGUUGAACCCGCAGCCUGUCCUUCGUUAACAAAAGGCGUCUACGCUUACGAUUUUGGCGAUACAGCCGGGAUGACUCCAUUGAUGAAGAUGCACACCCUUGGUCACAACUUCAUUCCUGACCCAAUUCAUGCUGGUGGAUUACGGUAUCAUGGUAUGGCUCCAUUGAUCUCACAUGUCUAUAAUCUCGGUCUUUUGGAAGCUAUAUCACUUCCCCAGACAGAGUGCUUUCAAGGUGCAAUACAGUUUGCUCGAUCAGAAGGACUAAUAGCAGCUCCCGAGCCAACUCACGCCAUAGCUGCAACGAUCCGAGAGGCUCUUCGGUGUCGGGAAACCGGAGAAUCGAAAGUUAUUCUCACAGCCAUGUGCGGGCACGGUCACUUCGACUUGCCAGCUUAUGAGAAGUACCUGCAAGGAGGGAUGACAGAUCUUUCUUUUGCAGAGGAGAAGAUCCAAGAAUCACUMACCACCAUUCCUCAGGUGGCUUGAACUUGAACUCAAAAGAUUUCAAGGCUUGUGUAGCUUUAAUGAGGCUCUAGAUUUACAGAUUCAUAUGUAGCGGAUCUAGAUGUCGUUUUACGAGCUAACAAAUCGUUAACGGGUCGUUUGCUUGCAAGAAUCUCGAGUAUAUGUUUGAUAUCUUUAGAGGACUGAAAACCAGAGAUAUUAYGGUGUAAGAUUGUUGUGUUUCUUUGCCAUGUUUUGUUAGUAAGAAUCUUAUAAAAAUUAUUAGAGGCAUUUAAUGUUCUAAAAAAA
Molecule: messenger RNA, 1925 nt
Organism: Momordica charantia (bitter melon)
Lineage: Eukaryota; Viridiplantae; Streptophyta; Magnoliopsida; Cucurbitales; Cucurbitaceae
Gene: TSBTYPE2
Product: tryptophan synthase beta type 2
Biological process (GO): L-tryptophan biosynthetic process
Cellular component (GO): cytoplasm
Molecular function (GO): pyridoxal phosphate binding; L-serine hydro-lyase (adding indole, L-tryptophan-forming) activity; tryptophan synthase activity
Source: RefSeq, a predicted model, not a curated record